Messenger RNA from Penicillium roqueforti, 5244 nucleotides. RefSeq names its product transcriptional regulator family TF. Gene Ontology annotation, molecular function: zinc ion binding; DNA-binding transcription factor activity, RNA polymerase II-specific; metallodipeptidase activity. The coding region runs from base 1 to 5244 and encodes 1747 amino acids. The record is from RefSeq and is a predicted model, not a curated record. Lineage: Eukaryota; Fungi; Ascomycota; Eurotiomycetes; Eurotiales; Aspergillaceae. Gene Ontology annotation, biological process: regulation of DNA-templated transcription; proteolysis. The transcript has 16 exons.
AUGAAUCGCUUGGAUGCAAUUGAGCCACAAUGGCCAACGGGGUCAUCAUUGUGCGAGGGUACCACGAGUGAUAAUGAGAAUCAUAGUCGGGUAAUUGUGUUCAACGCACAAAGAGGGAAAUCAUGGAAUCCUCUCAAGCUUGUUGCGAUUGGUUCCAUCUCUAUAGCGCUCUGGGUUGCGAUAAGAGCAAGAGACCUAGUGCAGCCUCAAGAUAUCGAUCCAUUGAACUUUGCGGCUCGAACGACCAGGGUAUUAUCGGAAAUACCUCUCAUAGAUGGACAUAACGAUCUUCCAUUCCUUGUCCGACUGCAGCUCAACAAUCAGAUUUAUGGAGACAACCUUCCAUUUGAUCAGGGACUUGCAUCUCAUACAGAUCUUAAGCGGAUGAAGCAGGGCAAAGUGGGUGGGCAGUUUUGGUCGGUCUUUGUAGAGUGUCCCCGAAUACUUCAUCUUGACGAUCCAAAUCAUAGUGUUCGUGAUACCCUUGAGCAGAUUGAUGUGGCAAAGCGCUUGAUAGCGGAAUAUAGCGAGCUGCAGUAUUGCGACACAGCAGCAUGUGCUCGACAAGCCUUCAAAUCAAAGAGAAUAUCUUCCAUGCUCGGUGCUGAAGGACUCCAUCAGAUCGGUUCAUCCCUUGCCGUGAUCCGGCAAAUGUACGAGCUCGGGGUGCGCUAUAUCACUCUAACCCACAACUGUGACAAUGCAUUCGCUACUGCGGCCAGCACAGUAACGGAAACAGGCAAGGAUAAUGGACUGAGUGACUUUGGACGUGCCGCGAUACGCGAAAUGAAUCGCCUAGGGAUGAUGAUAGACCUCUCCCACACGUCUCACCGAACAAUGCGAGAUGCUAUAGCUGCGACUCGGGCACCAGUGAUAUUUUCCCAUUCGGCGUGUUAUGCGCUCGCAAAGCGUCUGAGAAAUACCCCCGAUGACGUCCUUCGGAUGCUCCGCCAAAAUGGUGGCCUAAUCAUGAUCUUUUUUGCGAACAAGUUCAUUCGACCUGACAACCCGGACAAGGCCAGUUUGGAAGACGUGGUCGAUCACAUAUUCCAUGCUGCCUCCAUCGCCGGCUGGGACCAUGUUGGAAUUGGCAGCGAUUUUGAUGGGACACCUGCUGUUGCCAGUGGGAUCGAGGAUGUCUCGGCAUACCCGAGACUCAUUGAAGCUGUCAUGCGACGCGGUGCAACCGACGAGCAGGUGCGAAAACUAGUGGGAUUAAAUAUUCUGCGCGUUUGGGGGCAAAAUGAGAUUGUGUCGGCUCAAAUACAGAAAAACAAAAACAUCGACUCAGCUGAUAAGGGGAACGCCCCCGCUUCUCGUCCGCCGCCCCCAUCUUCCAGUCUUCCACGUGUGCGUGUGGUGAAUAUGUCUGGUCGUUCAAAGAGUACGCGGGCACAGCGGCCACCGAGAGUCGCAUCCUGUGAACCCUGUCGACUCUCUAAACUAGCCUGCGAUCAUCGCCAACCUUGCGCUCGGUGUGUCGGGCGAGAUAUCCCCCAUGAGUGCGUCUACAGGAAGAAUGCGUUCAAGCGGAGUCGACCCUCCUUUACACCCCAAUCUCCGGGAAUGCAACAUCAGCUGGCUUUUAAUUCUACAUCCAUCCUAGAAGCCAUCCAGCCAACUCUGCCACCAAAUACACACCCUAAUACGGGGUAUCAAGGCUCUUCUUCUCUAGACUCACUGUUAGGCAAUGUACGCGAGCAAACCAUGUUGUUUGGGGAUCUGGAAGCUGCCUCGACCUUGCUUCCGGUCGGGCGGGAUGAUGAGGGGCCAGCUUACUCUACUCGUUUCAUGAACAACGCUUCGACCGUCGAGGGCGCACAGCUGCUAGAAACACUGACCAGCUCCAAGAUAAAUAACACCGUUAUGCACUUUUUCUCGGACUGGAAGGGGAACGGGCUCGAGUCGCAUGUCGGCGCGAUCCUCAUUCAGCCAUUCGCCGAUGCAGUCAUUGAGGAAAUUGUCACCCUACAGCAUUCUAAAAAUUUCCGAUCCGAUUUAUUAGCUUUGUCACAGCGUUUGUUUGAAAAUAGCAGCCGCCCUGUGGAAAUACAUCGUUUGAUGACGCUGCAAGGCCUCAUCGACCAGUAUACGGGUCCGAAUCUCCGCUGGGAGACAAUGGGAGCAAUCCUUACACUUGUUGGUAUUGCCGCAACUGAGUUUCGUGCACCAUAUGCUCUGUACCGGACAGAACCAGAACGGCAGACCUUAAGAAUGAACCUCAUUCAAUUUGGAAAUAAAUGCGCAAUCUUUUGCGAGGCAUUGGAGGUUCUCAAUGACGUUCAUAUUCUCUUUCUGUAUCAGACGUUCCAGGUGCAGUCUGUUUUUUAUGGUGAUCAAAGUCUUAAAACGUGGCGCCGGCUCAACGACGCAGCCUGUGCUCUACUUGCCGCUGGACUCCACGAGAGCAUCCAAGAAGCGCGCGAUGUUCCCUUCUUUCUGGUUGAACUAAGAAAACGUAUUUUUUCCCGCUUAUACAGUAUCGAUAUCAGCCUAGCAACAUUUCUCGGGCGACCACCGCGCAUGAGCAAGAAAUUUUGCUGUAUCAACUUGCCCCUUGAUAUUGACGAGAAGUGUUAUUCCCUGUCGGAGACUGCUCUCAGUAGAGAGCUGGAAGAUAUUGAUCACGCCGGCUGGAAUUCGCAGGGUCACAUCCGACCGAGUGCUGUUAUGCGAUGGUCAACGAUUACAGCAAUGAUUCGAGAAGAGACGUUGGAAUUGCUUCUGGGCAGGAAUAUAUAUGAUAUGCAACGGCGAAUAAUUGACUUGCACCAUGAACUCAACAAGGCAUGGGAGAACCUACCGUCCUUUCUGAGGGUGCCAUCUCACGAACUCUGGGAUAUCCAAAGACCGCGCAUGGAAAUGGAGUGCUUACAUAUGACUCGGAUUUUAUAUCUACAGUCUUCAUUUUUGAUCGAAUGGGCAGCAUGGCGGCAUGGACUCGAACACUCAAGUUUAUUUCGCUCCGCAAUGGAACUAAUUUCCUCGGUUAAUGAUGCCUUGGUCCGACGGGAACAGCUACCGAACCUUGGCUUUAUAUCUCUAGCCUGGAGAGUGGCAUCCUGCGCUCUCCCUGCCGCCGGGGCCCUUGCACUAUAUCUUCUACAGCCAUCAUCUCGAUGUCGGUUCAAGGAAUUAGACCCGCCGUCUCGACGACGGGUAAUCGAGAAUCUGUCUGUUCUGAUUGUACACAUGGAUAUUUUGCAUAGCCCCAGUGACGGUAAUUUCAAAUUGUUUUCCCAGGCCAAGCGCUCUCUCCAGUCUGUUGUGGAUAUGCUAUUACAACCGGUAAAUCCACUUGGAAUGGAAACAUCACCUACACAGCUCAAUGCCGAGAUGCCCACCGCUGACUGGAUGGUGCCUGACUAUUGUGCAUUCGAUGGUGAUUUCUGGGCGAAUUUCCCCGAUUGCCUCUAUACAGAGGAGAAUAGCGAUACUGCACUUCCUAUUCUACACUCACUGUCGAUGAAUAUGGAACUCUCUUUGGACGAGAAAGAGGGCGGUUUCAUGCCAGAAUCGCCUCGGGAGUUGACUUCGCCUGGAGAGUUGACUUCAACAACCCUCAUCAAACCACAGGCUCGCGACGCUUACGAUCCAAAUAUCACAUUCGAGGAGUACCAUUACUAUUCGAAGAAGACAAGAGAAGAGGAAGAGCUUUUGGAGCCUCCGGUGCUCAAUAUCCGACAGCUUCUCUCAGGCAAAAAGACCGAAGAAGGGCCAAUUACAACACUGACAGAGAAAGACUUUUCAACUCGCGAGCGGAGACUUGCAAUCACAGACGAGGAAUGGACAAAUGCAAGCCGUUCGCUUAGGUCUGCCUCAUGGGGUGCCUGUUUCUAUUUGAUCACAACGGAUAUUCUCGGCCCGUAUGGCGCGGGCUUUGCAAUGGGCACGUUGGGUUGGGGACCAGGCAUUGCCUUCUACACCGUUUUCGGAUUCAUGGCCGGAUACUCUGGAUAUCUCCUUUGGCGUGUCUUCCUCGGCGUGGACAGCUACGAGUUCCCGGCCAAGAACUAUGGUGAUCUCGGAUUCCGGACGCUUGGUCGGUACGGUCGCCAUCUUACAAAUGUCUCUCAGGCGAUCUCGCUACUCUUGCUUGUGGGCCAAGUCACGAUCGGAUUUGGCGAAAACAUCUCUCAAGUAUCACAGUUCCGACUCUGCUAUGUUGUCUGUCCCGUCAUCUUUGCUUGUGUCGGCUUCUUUGUUUCUCAGAUCAGGACUCUCAAAGCGUAUGGCUGGAUUGCAAAUCUCGCAGUGUGGAUGAAUUUGUUUGUCAUCUUCAUGACUAUGGGUGUGAUGUCGAUGUCUCCACCGAACUACAAAAUUUCCACGCUCGGGUCAGCUGGCAGUGCGGUUGACAGAGCAACGAUCACACCGGAUAGUGAGGGUAACUACCCGCCGAUCAUGCAUUACAACAAUAUCCCCACGGAUGGACUCAUUGGGUCGGUGAAUGGCAUGCUUUCCGGUGUGCUGGCAUAUGCAGGUGCACAGCUGUUUGUCGAAUUCAUGGCCGAAAUGCGGCGGCCUCGAGACUUCCUCAAAGCUAUGUGGGGAGCCCAGUUUUUCAUCUACAGCGUCUAUCUCACUCACGGAUGCGUCGUCUAUCAUCUCCAAGGACAGUACAGCUUCAGUCCGAGUUACCAGGGUAUCAGCGUCUACUCGUGGCAAACCGUCGGCAACAUGGUUUCUUUGCUCUCUGCUCUGAUCUGCGCAGGCCUCUACGGAAAUAUUGGAGUCAAGAUCGUCUACAAUAACGUCUUGAUGGAUAUUUUCGGUAUGCCUCCUCUGAAUACCCGGGUUGGCAAAAUUGUCUAUGCUUCUCUCGUCCCAAUUUGGUGGACGAUCGCCUUUAUCAUUGCCGCAGCCGUUCCAGAUUACUUUGGCUUCGUCAGCAUCAUUUCCGCUUCCAUGCUUUUGAACUUGACAUUUACCAUACCUCCCUUGUUUGCCCUUGCAUUUGACAUCCAGAAGAAUGCUAUUCGACCGGAGAUUGGUGAAGGAUUCAACCCGACAACCGGAGAGGUGAUCCGGACCGAAUCAACAACGGCAAGAUGGGUCCGCGGUUUCUUUUCUGGCGGCACCUUCCAAGUCGCCACCAACGUUUGGCAUAUUGUGUUCUGCUUAGCAUCACUCUCGAUGUGUGGACUGGGCAUGUGGGCGGCUAUUGUUGGAAUGGUUGAUGCCUUCCAGCUCCCGCAGCUUAACUCGUUCUCUUGUGUCUCGCCGCUCAACCUGAAUGCUUAA